CAUUUCACUAAAUGAUCGCCCUGCCCUGUGCCUGAGUUUGCAGUUGAGUGCGCCAGGGCUCGCGGCUCUAUUAUAUAACUUUAGAAUACUGGCGCUUUUAAUGGCGCAUAAGCAGAACAUUGCGCCACAGAUAUGUCGAUUUCCUGCGGAUUUAUCCCGAGUUCUGUGAGCGAUCGAUCACUUUUUUUCGCCCCCUCCUGCCGGUGGUGAGCAUUAAAAAGUUAUCGAGUGAUCCGUGAAACGGCGCACACGGCGGAUCUCGCCAGCUCGAGCUGGGUCAGCGUUGGGCUGUUGAUUUUAUAGUUAGAUAUAUUUCGGAGAAUGUAUUCUUGCCAUACGGGCACAGAGGCAGCAACAAAUACAGCUGAUACUUCACCACACAACAAAACUGCAACGAAGAGGUUUUAUUCAAGCGCUUCACCUUGUGGACGUUGCGGCAUUUCUUACAUUUUUUCCAAGUUGGACUACUAAAAGAUGACCUAACCGGUGGAGUACAGGUCAGGUACUCAUACUACAGGACAAAGAAAUGGAUCAGGGUGGACUGAAGCGCAAUGGUAAUCGAGACGACGGCCUGACAUUUGCGGAGAUAGGAGGUACUGGUGACACACCUGGUUCACUGUUCCAGUCUGCAAUGCAUCUGCCUGGGUCUCUGCCCCCUGCCACAGUGGCCCCCAAUAGACAGGGUGGAACCAAUGGCCAGGGGGAGCUUGGAGGCCUGUUUGAGUCUCAUCAGCAUCAUGUUCUGGGUGAGGGGACAGACAUGAAGGAGAGUAAAAUGAUUCGAAUGCAGAAACAACAACAGCAGCAGCAACAGGAUAUUGGUAUAUUCGGCAUGGGGGACAGCUUGCCAUUGUUUAACCAGUGUAUUUCCGAUACACCCACAUCUGUCAUCAACACCUCAGACACUUCCGUCCUAGGCAACCUUCCUCUGCCUGACCUUUUUUCCCACCCCAUAAAGACGGAAAGCAUUCUUUCUCUGGACAAAGACUUGGGAACAUAUAGUGGGCACACAGGCACUGGUCUAUGCGAUUUGGAUGGCAACAGUGGCCGCCUGAUUGAGGAUACAGAGAUUUGGCAAGAUCUGGACCUUCCCAGCUCACUGCCAGAAAUCAGUGCUUUUGAGUUGGAUUCAGAAGUGGCACACUUGGAUAACAUUCUACAAGAGAGCGCCGGUGGUGGCUGUCCUGUCAGUGGCUUGCCAAAGGAAAUAAAGCCUCUCAUGGGUAACGGAGAAAACUGUACCAGUGUUAAUGGCACAGAGCAGCAACACCAUGCCCUACACCCCCAUCAACAACAGCAGCAGCAGCAGCACCACCAACUAAUACAUCACCAGCAACAUCAGCCCCAGCAUCACCAGCCUCAGGCCCUUCUCUCCACUGUCAUCAUCAAGGAAGAAAAGGAUCCUGACGAGUCUUUCAUUCAAAUCUGUACCCCUGGUGUGAUAAAACAGGAGAAGCAGGAUAGUGCUUUCUGCCAGCCUCAGUGUCUCCAGAGCAGCAUCAGUUCUCUCCAGGGAGGAGGACCAGGCCCCAUGUCCUCCCCUGUGGGUGUCGGAGCAGUGCCCGGCUACCACUACAGAGCCAACCCGAGCUCAACAAUGGGCAUACAAGACCAGAAGCCUUUUGACAUGUACUCAAACAUGCCUCUGAUGGGGGAUGGCUGGGCCCGGGGGAAAAGGUAUGGAGAGACAUCUGGGAUUCAGAGCAGCGAUGAUGGGCUCACUCCUGUCGCGUCCUUGGCACCUUUUUCUGUUGGCUUCUCCAGUUCAUCACCCAGAGAAGGAGAGAUCAGCAGCUCUGUGGUACCUGCCCAAUCCAAGACCAGUGGGCAGACUCAUAAGAUCUGUUUGGUGUGCUCAGAUGAGGCCUCUGGAUGCCAUUACGGGGUUGUAACAUGUGGCAGCUGCAAAGUUUUCUUCAAGAGAGCCGUUGAAGGAUGGAGAGCACGACAAAACACAGAUGGCCAGCACAACUACCUGUGUGCAGGGAGAAAUGACUGCAUCAUUGAUAAGAUCCGCAGGAAGAACUGUCCAGCCUGCCGCUUCAGAAAAUGUCUUCAAGCUGGAAUGAACUUGGAAGCAAGGAAAAACAAAAAGCUGAUCAAGAUGAAAGUGCACCGGGCUGGGGCAUCAGAGCCCACCAUUAGCAACAUGCCUGUUCCAGUCGUACCCAGGAGCAUGCCCCAACUCGUGCCGACCAUGCUGUCCAUACUGAAGGCCAUAGAACCAGAGAUCAUCUACUCGGGCUAUGACAGCACACUGCCAGAUACUUCAUCACGGCUCAUGUCUACUCUCAACAGGCUAGGGGGACAGCAGGUUGUCUCUGCAGUCAAGUGGGCCAAGUCACUACCAGGCUUCCGCAAUCUGCACCUUGAUGACCAGAUGACUCUGCUGCAGUGCUCCUGGCUCUUUCUCAUGUCUUUCAGUCUUGGCUGGAGGUCAUACGAGCAGUGUAAUGGCAGCAUGCUUUGUUUCGCCCCUGAUCUUGUCAUCAACAAAGAUCGCAUGAAGCUGCCCUUCAUGACUGACCAGUGCGAGCAGAUGCUGAAGAUCUGUAAUGAGUUUGUCAGACUGCAGGUGUCCUAUGAAGAGUACCUGUGCAUGAAGGUGCUGUUACUGCUCAGUACAGUACCAAAAGAUGGCCUGAAGAGCCAAGCAGUUUUUGAUGAGAUCAGGAUGACCUAUAUCAAGGAGCUGGGAAAAGCCAUCGUCAAGAGAGAGGAGAACCCUAGUCAGAACUGGCAACGCUUCUACCAGCUAACUAAGCUACUCGACUCCAUGCAGGAGAUGGUCGAGGGUCUUCUCCAGAUCUGUUUCUACACCUUUGUGAAUAAAACCCUCAGUGUGGAAUUCCCGGAGAUGCUGGCAGAGCUCAUUUCCAACCAGAUACCAAAAUUCAAAGAUGGAAGCGUCAAAGCUCUGCUGUUUCAUCAGAAAUGACUGCCUUAAAUUGUGAAUCAAUGCCUUAAAUCCUGCCCUGCACAUAUACCUCUCCA
Oreochromis niloticus (Nile tilapia) is the source of this 2994-nucleotide messenger RNA. RefSeq names its product glucocorticoid receptor. Gene Ontology annotation, biological process: regulation of DNA-templated transcription; nuclear receptor-mediated glucocorticoid signaling pathway. NCBI's taxonomy places the organism in Eukaryota, Metazoa, Chordata, Actinopteri, Cichliformes, Cichlidae. The transcript has 10 exons. Gene Ontology annotation, molecular function: nuclear glucocorticoid receptor activity; zinc ion binding; steroid binding. The coding region runs from base 527 to 2938 and encodes 803 amino acids. Gene Ontology annotation, cellular component: nucleus. The record is from RefSeq and is a predicted model, not a curated record.